AUGGCGGUCAGUAGCGAUCCAGACUCCGAGGAUCGCAGCCACCACAGCAGCACGCACAGCGAUAAAGACGAUAUCCCAGUACGGCCGGAAGAAGACGAUCUCGACCUGCAUGACCAUGACGAUGACAACGACAACGACGACAACCUGGAGCGGACGCCGACGCAGCUGCUCGACCCGGAGGCGCCCGGUUUCGCGGGCACCCUGGGCCGUGCUCUGAGCAAGAUAUCGACGAAUGCCGGACCGAACCCGGGGCCGGCGCCAGACGGAGGUCGGAAGGCGUGGCUUGCUUGUCUUUGUGGACAUUUGAUUGUCUCGAACACGUGGGGUUUCAUCAACUCCUUUGGGAUAUUCCAGAGAUAUUACGUCGAUAUGCUCGGCCGGUCACCAUCCGACGUGUCGUGGAUUGGCUCGCUCGAGGUGUUCCUGCUCUUCUUCCUGGGCAUGUUCACGGGCCGCCUGAGCGACGCGGACCUGUUCAAGCCCUUGAUCGUGCUGGGCACGUUCCUCAUGGUGCUCGGGUUCAUGAUGACGUCGAUCGCGACGCAGUACUGGCACCUCGUGCUGUCGCAGGGCGUGUGCAUGGGCCUGGGCGCCGGCUGCCUGUUCGCGCCCUGCCUGGCGACGGUCGCGACGUACUUUUCGAGCAAGCGCAUGCUGGCCAUUGGGAUUGUAGCGUGCGGUUCCGUCACGGGCGGGCUGGUGUACCCGGCGAUGGCGAGGCAGCUGCUGCCCAUGAUCGGGUUCGCCUGGACGAUGCGGGCGAUCGGGCUCAUCUCGUUGGCGACGCUGCUGCCGGCCAACUUUCUGAUGAGCUCGAGACUGCCGCCGCGGAGGACGGGGGCACUGGUGGACUGGGAGUCGUUCAAGGACCUAGGCUACACCUUUUAUGCCGUGGGCAUGUUCUUUAACUUCUGGGGCUUAUACUUCACCUUUUACUACCUCGUCUCGUACAGCACGACAUGGGUGACGCCGGCGUUCUCGUACAUUGACGCGCUGAACCUGCUGCUGGUGCUCAACGGCAUCGGGCUGGUGGGUAGGCUGCUGCCCAACUACCUGGCGGACCGAGUGGGCCCGCUGAACCUGCUGGCGCCGGCGUGCCUGAUGUCGGGAGUGCUCAUGUUUGUGUGGAUCGUGAUUGACACGCCGUGGAAGCUGUACGUGUGGACGACGUUCUACGGCAUCUCUGGCGGGGCGAUCCAGUCGCUGUUCCCGGCGGCGCUGAGCUCGCUGACGACGGACCCGCGCAAGCAGGGGACGCGGAUGGGCAUGGUGUUUACGAUAGUGAGCUUCGCGGUGCUGACGGGCAACCCGAUCGCGGGGGCCAUCAUCACGGGCACGCCGGGGGGGAGCUACGUCGGGGCGCAGUGCUUCGCCGGGUGCGACCUGCUGGUCGGGGCGGGGUUCAUUACGGCCUCGCGGAUGGUCAAGAUGAGGAAGUCGGGCGCUGGGUGGCUGUUCAAGGCGUAG
Molecule: messenger RNA, 1467 nt
Organism: Microdochium trichocladiopsis
Lineage: Eukaryota; Fungi; Ascomycota; Sordariomycetes; Xylariales; Microdochiaceae
Product: major facilitator superfamily domain-containing protein
Exons: 4
Coding region: 1-1467 (488 amino acids)
Biological process (GO): transmembrane transport
Cellular component (GO): fungal-type vacuole membrane
Molecular function (GO): transmembrane transporter activity
Source: RefSeq, a predicted model, not a curated record